AUGGAGCAUUCAGGUGAGAUCAAUGGUUCCAUUCCACAAGAAAUUGGGAGGUUGAGUUCAGUUUCCUACAUCUUUUUCUCUUAUAACCAUCUACGUGGUUCUAUUCCUGGAGAGGUUUGGAACCUUUCCAAGCUCACUGGGCUUGACAAUUUCUCCGGAAGUAUUCCAUCUAAAAUCGGAAGGUUGAGUUCACUUUCUCUACUUCUCCUUGUAGCAAACAAUCUCACCGGUCCAACACCUAUUUCUAUUGGAAGCUUGUAUAAUUUGUCCCAACUUCUCCUAGUUGACAAUAGUCUCAAUGGUGCCAUACCUAGAGAAGUUAGAAUGAUGAAGUCACUCAAUAUGCUUGAUCUUUCAAUAAACCAAAUAACUGGUCCUAUCCCAACAUCUCUGGGAAACCUAAGUAAAUUGGUAUGGCUUUAUCUGUAUGGAAAUAACCUUUCUGGUUCUAUCCCCAGUGAAAUAAGACAGCUUGGAUCUCUUAUCACAAUGCAGUUGUAA
This is a messenger RNA of Durio zibethinus, 501 nucleotides long. NCBI's taxonomy places the organism in Eukaryota, Viridiplantae, Streptophyta, Magnoliopsida, Malvales, Malvaceae. The record is from RefSeq and is a predicted model, not a curated record.